Temnothorax curvispinosus is the source of this 2542-nucleotide messenger RNA. RefSeq names its product protein unc-45 homolog B-like. Gene Ontology annotation, molecular function: Hsp90 protein binding. The record is from RefSeq and is a predicted model, not a curated record. NCBI's taxonomy places the organism in Eukaryota, Metazoa, Arthropoda, Insecta, Hymenoptera, Formicidae.
AAAAGUCCUACUAUCGUAAACAAUCAUAGAACAAGUACAGAAAGUUUGAGAGUGCUCGAGCGACACGAGAGAACAAAAGGAAAGUUAUAUCCGACAGAGAUAUUUCACCAUGGCAGAGUCAGAUUUGACUGCACAGGAAUGGAAAGAGAAGAUAUCGCAAAUGCUCGAUUUAGUAUUUAACGUGAGCGCAGAAAAGGAGAAACGUGAAACCGCUAUGACCGAUCUACUUGUGCUCGUACGUGACGAAGCUAGUGCCAAGGAGAUAUUCCAAAAAGAAGCUGUAUCAAAAAUCGCAGAACUUAUAAAAGUUGAAAAGAAUGAAGAAGCGAACUGUAGCGCGAUUCGUAUUGUGGGCGAGUUAUGCAAGAACAAUAUUAAACAAACCGAGUCCAUUAUGAGAUAUGUCGGUUUGCUUUGGUGUCUGGAAAUCAUGAACAGCACAUCUCCAAAGAUAGUCAACGCGUCUGAAUAUUGUUUACAGAACAUAUUGAACACUUACAGCGGCAUGAAUAAUGAACGCGAUUCAAAACCCGAUAAGACUUUGUGCGAAACACAUAAGAAUGAACUUGAUACGAUUCUGUCAUGCUUAUUGAAUAGCGUAACGAAUAAAACAAUAACUAGACUUGCUAGAGACGCAAUAAUAGAAUUUAUUACGCGUAACAUUCAUACUGCAUUAAACUGGGCUGAACAAUUGGUCGAGCUUCGCGGUUUGCAAAAAUUAUUGGAGAUAGCCAGUCAAUUGGAGAAAUACGAAUCCUUGUUUGACAUAACGUCUUCCACGCGAACUAUAAUCAGUAUGUGCUUAGCAAAGAUAUAUGAAAACAUGUACUGUAAUGGUGAUAAGAGGAUAUUUAUCAAUGCCAUUAAAGAAUUUAUUGAUGAUAAAUUGCUUAAAUCUGACACAGAAUCCAAAGUGGGCAUAGUAGUGGCGAUAACAACCUUAAUAUUCGGUCCGUUAGAUGUUGUGGGAGCAGUUAUCUUUAAGCAAGGGAUUUUUCAGAUAAUCCUUCGUAUGUCAAAAACGGAUGACGUGUUGCAACAAAAAGUGGCUUGCGAGUGUAUCGUUGCUGCUAUGACCAAAUAUAAAAAGGCCAACUGGUUCAUAUGUCAAUGUAUAAAUAUAUUGGAGAACCUGUAUCAAUCUAAGGAUGACUCAAUACGGGUUCGAGCGUUAAUUGGUCUAUGCAAGAUAAGCAAAUUUGAAAAAAGCAUUUUACGCCGUUACACGACUAUCGAACCGUUCGCAGAUGGAGCGACGAAGAAAUUGGCCGAGAUUUGCAGAAGAUUCUUGAUUAAUCCCAAAAAAAAAGAUAUGAGAAAAUGGGCCGUUGAUGGCCUGUCGUAUCUCACUAUUAUCGUCGAUGUCAAAAAAGAGUUGAUCAAAGACCGACAAGCCGUUAAAGCGAUGAUCGAGCUCGCCGAGACUAACGAUCAAUCGGUUAUCUUCGGCCUGAUCAUUAUAUUGGUGAACUUGUGCGGCAUUUAUGAUGUGAAAUCUGAGGAAGAUCUCAUACCCGAGUUGAUAGAACUUAUAAUGUUUACCAAACAUUAUUUUCUCAGCAGAGAACCUCAGCUCAUCUUAAAUGAUGACGAAUCCCAUAAAAAUAGACAGCGCGCGUUAGUGGAAGUUGGUGUGAUCAGCGCUCUGGUGAGAUUAGCCAAAACAGACAACCAGAACUGCAGGCAAUUGAUUGCUCUCGUUUUCUCCGUGAUAUGCGCUCAAGAGAAAUUGAGAAAAAUAGUUGUUGAACAAGGCGACGUGAAAGCAUUGUUGUCGUUAGCGCUGAAUGGCACAGACAAGGGAAAGAAAUCCGCUUCGCGAGCCUUGAUGCAUCUAGCACUCACAAUAGAUCUUGAGGUUGCAUUUCCCGGUCAGAUAAUGAUAAAGGUUGUUCAGCCGAUCAUAAAUCUCCUGAAUUCGAAGUUUUUCGAAAAUAUCAGAUGCGAAGCUUUAACAGCUUUGUGCAAUCUAGCUAGCGUCAACAACAGCAUGCGAGAACAUAUAUUCAAGGCAGCAGGAUUUGAGAAAAUCGAGGACUAUAUGCAUGACGAUAACGACAAGUUGAAACGAAAGGCCGCACAACUCAUAAACAAUUUGGUUUUAUGCCAUGAAGUUGCUAUCCAAUAUUGCGAGCCGACACCUUAUCGAGUUGGGUAUCUUACAUUAUUAUUCGAGGACAAGGAUGAAGAUACUGUUAAGGCAGUGGUUGGAACAGUGGCGAUACUGACGAUGGUCAGCAAAAAGGCUUGCAAAGAAAUAAUUUAUUCGGAUUACUCGCUAAAAUUCCUACACAACUUAAGAAACAUCCUCUCUAAUCCAAACGAUGAUAUACAACUUAAGGGGAUCCUAAUUGCGUUAAAUCUGAUGAAUUGUUCGAAAGACGUCGUUGCAAACGACGAUACCAUACUAAACGAGGAGUUCGAGGAAUUAGCAUCCCUUGCUUUAAAGGCUGCUGCGGAAUGGGAUGACGAAAUCUACGGAAAUUUCGAAGGAAACGAAUCGGCACAAAGCACUGAUGGUAAUAUGGAACAUGUCGAUUAA